Messenger RNA from Mus pahari (shrew mouse), 2314 nucleotides. It is a transcript of the gene Pnma1, whose product is annotated as PNMA family member 1. NCBI's taxonomy places the organism in Eukaryota, Metazoa, Chordata, Mammalia, Rodentia, Muridae. Bases 547 to 1596 code for a protein of 349 amino acids. The transcript has a single exon. The record is from RefSeq and is a predicted model, not a curated record.
ACGCCGGCCGUUGCGGGAGCGCGCGGACCUAAGCGCUGAGCAGAGCUGCCUCCAGCCCGGUUCCUCCCCCUUCCGUGCUUCCUGCCGCCUGAGUCCCCGGUGCUCGGAGUGCCGCCUCUCCCCACGUAGCCAAGCCACGGUCUCGCGCGACCCUCAGCCAGCCGGCGUGCCCGGGAGGGGUGGGAGGAGCUGCCACGCCCCGCGACCGCACCCAGCCAUCUCCAGCCCCGAGCCAUCCGCCUUGAGCCCACCUUGCUCCCCCUCUUUAAACGGUGACGCCAGACACAGCUGCAGCCAGUUCAGCCCUCCCUGCCCGGACCAAAGGGGGCGACAUUCAAGUGAUAGGUGUAGUGUUCCGUGGCUCCAGGCACUGACUUGGGACAAGACGGAACUCUGUUGUCUUUUUGGUAAUUGUGGUUGCUUGAAACUUGUCGCCCCCAUGGCAAACCGGGGGAGGAGAGCAUGUUGUAUUGUCCUAGGCCCUAUAGCCUCGUGAGCCAGUCCAAGCAGUGUCUGUAGAACUGGCACUCUUAAUAGUUGGGCAAAAUGGCUAUGACACUAUUGGAAGACUGGUGCAGGGGAAUGGAUGUGAACUCUCAGAGAGCUCUGUUGGUCUGGGGGAUCCCUGUGAACUGUGAUGAAAUCGAAGAGACACUCCAAGUUGCGAUGCCCCAGGUAUCCUAUCGAGUACUGGGGAGAAUGUUCUGGACAGAAGAAAAUGCUAAGGCGGUCUUGUUAGAGCUCACUGGGACAGUGGAUUACUCUUUGAUCCCCAGGGAGAUACCAGGCAAAGGAGGGCUCUGGAAAGUGGUGUUUAAGCCCCCCACUUCUGACGCGGAGUUUUUGGAAAGGCUGCACCUCUUUCUAGCUAGGGAAGGGUGGACCGUGCAAGAUGUUGCUCGUGUGCUUGGGUUUCAGAACCCUGCUCCAGCUCCGGAAAUGCCAGCAGAGAUGCUCAACUAUAUUUUGGAUAAUGUUAUUCAACCUCUUGUUGAGUCCAUAUGGUAUAAGAAGCUGACGUUAUUCUCCGGGAAGGACAUUCCCGGGCCUGGCGAGGAAACUUUUGAUUCCUGGCUGGAGCACUCAAAUGAAAUCAUAGAGGGAUGGCAGGUGUCAGAUAUAGAAAAGAGACGGCGGUUGAUGGACAGUUUGAGAGGCCCCGCUGCUGACAUCAUCCGCAUCCUCAAGACCAACAACCCUGCCAUAACGACCGCAGAAUGCCUGAAGGCUCUUGAGCAAGUCUUUGGGAGUGUGGAGAGCUCUAGAGAUGCACAGGUCAGAUUUCUGAACACUUACCAGAACCCAGGGGAAAAGCUAUCUUCUUAUGUUAUCCGUCUGGAGCCUCUGCUGCAAAAGGUAGUGGACAAGGGGGCCAUUGAUAAAGAUAAGGUGAACCAGGCCCGCUUGGAGCAGGUCAUCGCUGGGGCCAACCACAGUGGGGCCCUCCGAAGGCAGUUGUGGCUGGCCAGGGCUGCGGAAGGGCCCGCACCCAACCUCUUCCAGUUACUGGUGCAGAUUCGAGAGGAGGAAGCCAAGGAGGAGGAGGAGGAAGCGGAGGCCGCCCUCUUGCAGCUAGGCCUGGAGGGGUACUUCUGAGUCCCAGGAUUGGCCAGGCUGCUUUUGAUAUCCCUGUGAAGUUUUAGUAAGCCUGCCACUCGAAGUAAACACCCAGCCUCCUCCUGGCUUGGUUUUGCUUUCUGAGGGAUGGGAUGGGGAAGUCAGGCCCGCAUAUUCCUGUAACUUUCACAGAAUUGUGUGAUUGACAGGAGCUGCAGCCGAAAAGGUGAUCCAUACUGCCUGCCUAAAGUGAAUGCUUGAUGCCAGCCCUUCUGGGGACAUCUCUGACAGCUGUGAGAAACCGUGAAGCCAUGACACUUCCUGUGAAGAUGGCUGUGAAGCUGCAAGCUCUGAUGCUAAGUGCGCGCCAGGUUCACAGACUGUACUGUACAAACUCUUGUGUUUGUUACUAACACUGUGGACAGUUUUACUGUAAAUUGUUCCCAAUUUGUAUCGAUGGAAAGAAUGUGAUUCUAUUAGAGGAUAUUACUCAUCUUGAAAAAUGAGGAUUUCUAAAUCCUCACGGUUCAACACUGUAAUCAGUUUCCCUGAAAAGGAUCCACAGACUAAAAGUGGCAUGUUUGAAAAAACAGGCCUUUACAGAGCUGCACAGUGGAAGACAGAAGUCCUAGAGGGAGUGGCCAUGGCCAAUCUACACUUCCCCUACUCCAAAGUUUAGUCAUUUAAUAAUUGGUCAAUGCUAAGGGUUCUAAGUUUGAAGUUAUUGAAUAGAUAUAUACAAAUAAAAUUUUGAAAA